This is a messenger RNA of Ilex paraguariensis (yerba mate), 3749 nucleotides long. Lineage: Eukaryota; Viridiplantae; Streptophyta; Magnoliopsida; Aquifoliales; Aquifoliaceae. The record is from the annotation of a GenBank genome assembly.
AUAUCGUAGCUGUAAAUUGUUCCCCUUUUUUGGUCUUCUGCCUCGCGGGUACUGACUACUCUCUCUCCCUCCCUCCCUUCUCUCUCUAAAAGUCAAAUCCAAUCCAAACUCAACUUUUUAGCUCUUUCUGUCAUUUGGUGUUGUUUCUUACAUCUUCAGACGAAUAUUUCUCUAUGUUUCGUUAAUUUUCUGUUGGACGGUGAAUUUUCUCUCUCUAGAUUCGUUUUUUGUGUAUCUCUCUGAAAUGAAAUUGAAUGAUUAUAGCCUGGUAAGUUAUCUACGCUGCGGUUGUUGUUUUGCUUGUAAUUCUUGUUGUUUUGCUUGUAAUUCUUGUUGUUUGAUAGGUUUUUAGUGAAUCUGUAAUCAUGACAUUGAAAUCCAGGUGAAUUGGUGAAGGAGAGCACUGUAACGUACUGAAUCUUAUAUCUAGGGUUUUUGUUCUGGUCUGUUAUUUAUAAUAGUAGUUGGGUCAAAGCAGAUCAUACUGAAUUAAAAAUCGUUUUAAUUCCUGCUUUAUUUGUUGUUUUCCUUCCAAUUCUUAUUCGUUACACGGACUUUUGUUGAUCAUUUAUUCAUUUAAAUACCGAGUAAGUAUCGACAAAUCUCAUGGUCUAGGGUUUCUGUUCUUUUUUAUCUUAUGGCCAUACCCAGAUUGAUAUUUAGAACCAUUUGGUAAUUUUUAUUUGAAAUUCUUGGACUUAUCGUAAUUAUUAAGUUACCUUAAAUGCGCAGAGCAAAAACUAGAAAUAGACAAAUUCUAGACUGUUGUUAUUUAUUUCCUUUGAAUAUUAUUGAUGUUUGAUCAAUUGCAGUAUAUGGAUUCUUACAUGACUCAAUUUUAUUAAAUGUUGGUUCUGGGAUUUUUUGGGUGUAAUGAACAGAUGGCGAGUGGAGGCAAGGUUGGGUACAAGCAGAAUACGGGGAGAAAGGUUAGAUCAAAACUCAAGGGUUCAGAUGAAUCAGACGAGGACUAUAAGGUGGAUGAAGAUGAAGACUUUGAAGAGUCAGAUGAAUACUGUUCUUCCUUUGAUGGAGGUGAAUCGGAAGAGGAAUUUGAGGCCAAGGAGAUGGAGGAGGAGCAAGAGGAUGAAAAGAAAGUGAAGAAGUUAGGACAACCAGAAGGUCAAAAGGGUGCUUCGGGUAGGAAGAUAAAAGAGAUGAAGAAGCCACUGAAGGAAAGGAAGGUUUCAUACAAGGAAGAAGAUUAUGAGGAUGAUUGUGAUGAUGAUGAUGAUGACAAUGAUGAAGAAUUUACACUGGAUGAGAUUGAUCGAGAAGAUGAAGAUGAAGUGCCUGCAACAAAGAUGAAUAAGAAGGUGGGCAGGCCUCGAUUGGGGGAAAAGGGUUUUGUUAAAAUGAGGAAUCGGAAGAGGAAUUUUAAGGUUCUGAAGAAAGAUAUGAAAAAGAAACCAAGACUGAAUCUUAGGUUGAGGGGGAAAGGGAGUUCUACUGAUGAGGAAUUUAUAGACAAUAACCCGGUUGUGGAAGAGAAGUGUGAGGAGAUUUCUGGUCAUCGGAGAAGGGUAUUGGUGGCUAAUUCUGAUUCAGAUUUGGUGAGUUCUGAAUCAUCGGAUUCUGAUUACACUAUCUCUGAGGAAGAGAGAGAACAUAUAAGAGAGGCCAGUAAAUUCUCCAGCAGUUUGGCAACUAAUUUAAGGGGUUCGACUUUUUCGAAGAGAUCAGAAGAAGAAUCUUUUUGUCAGCAAAAAAAACGAAUAGGGAGAAAGGGUAAGGAGAAAGUAGAUGAUGAUAGUGACGAUGAUGAAGAAUUUACGCUGGAUGAGAAUGAGAUUGAUUGUGAUGAUGAAGAUGAAGAUGAAGUCCCUGUGACAAAGAAGAAUAAGUUGGGCAGGUCUCGUUUGGGGGGAAAGGGUUUUGUUAAAGGGAGGAAGCGGAAGAGGAAUUUUAAUGUUCUGAAGAAGGCUGUGAAAAAGAAACCAAGAAAUAAUCUUCGGUUGAGGAGGAAAGCAUGUUCUAAUGAAGAGGAGUUUAUAGACCACAACCCGGUUGUGGAAGACAAGCCUGAGAAGAUUUCUGGUCGUCGGAGAAGGGGAGUGGUGGCUGAUUCUGAUUCAGAUUUUGUGUGCUCUGAAUCUUUUGAUUAUGAUUACACUAUCUCUGAGGAAGAGAGAGAACAGAUAAGAGAGGCCAGUGAAUUUUGCAGCAGUUUGACCACCAGUUUGAGGAAUUCAACUUUGUCAAAGAAACUGGAAGAAGAAGAAUCUUCUUUUCAGUUAAUAAAAUGUCCUGGGAGAAAGGGUAAGGAGAAAGUAGAUGAUUCAAAGAAUGAAGUAGGAAAACAAGUUUGUGGAAUCUGUUUGUCGGACGAGGGAAAGAAAAUAGUGCGAGGAGUAUUGAAUUGUUGCGGUCAUUAUUUCUGUUUUGCUUGCAUCAUGGAAUGGUCGAAGGUGGAAUCUCGUUGCCCUCUGUGCAAGCAGAGGUUCGUGACAAUUAGUAAGCCCGCAAAAUCAAACACAGGGCUUGAUAUGAGGACAGUGGUGAUACAGGUCCCUGAGCGUGAUCAGAUUUAUCAACCAUCUCAAGAAGAGCUUAGGGGCUAUCUUGAUCCAUAUGAAAAUGUUAUCUGUACUGAAUGCCAGCAAGGUGGGAAUGAUGCUCUCAUGUUACUUUGUGAUCUCUGCGAUUCACCUGCACAUACCUAUUGUGUUGGUCUUGGACGUGAAGUACCGGAAGGUAAUUGGUAUUGUGAUGCCUGUAGACCGACUGCUCUUGGUUCCACCUCAAAUCCACUAGGUCUAUAUCCUAUGCCAGAUCAAAAAACAAGUACCAACUAUUCUGGUAGAUCAUCUCCUGCGGACAAUGUUAGGGUAGCGUUAGAUCUCAAUGAGAUGUAUGUGCCUGAUAUACCAUUGACUCAAGAAACUGGGUCUUCUCCAUCUCCUAGACUUUCUGUUGGAGAUUUUCAAGCUGCUUCUUCAGCAUCUGGAUCAGGGGCAUUUACUGUGUCAGAAAGGCGCAGGAUACAGCGCCUUAUACAGAAUCUUCUUCACAACAGAAUGAGGCAACUUGAUGGCCAAAGCAAUGGGAUAUCAGCCACAAAUUUGGGAAGUAGUCUUUUUGGCACUCAAAUUGGUCAGGUUAGGGAAUUUGUUCCUCAACAAACAGUAACACCGGAAAGGCUAGCAUCGCGUUAUAACUUUUCUGAGGAAAGUUUUCAGGAUAAUUCCACAUCUUUAGUGCACAAUAGGGAAGCUUUUCCUGCAAGAUCAAUCCAUUCAAGGGAGCAAGCAAUUCAGAAUUCAGCUUAUACAUCUGUUGCUGGAGUUUUACCUGCUGAACUUGCUGGCAUCCAUGCCAGUGUCAAUUCAAGAUUGGGUUAUCAGCAAUCCCAUCCAUGCAGCAGUAGAUCAACCAUUGGGACUGAUGCUACCAUGUCUCCUUGUGCAUUCAGAGAGGUGAGCCACUUUAAGCUAGAAAAGGAACAAGUGCAAUCAAUGGUUAGAAGGCAUUUAAAAAGCUUCUUCAGAGAUUUGGAGUUAGACUACAAAGUCUUUAAGGACAUCGCAAGGAGCUCCACACACACCAUUUUAGCUGCAUGUGGGAUUGAGCAUCGGACGAGCGAGGUCUGCCCUGUGCAGUCACCAUCAACUUGUAACCACAUUGAAAUAAUGGGAGGUGUGCAGAUGGUUCUGAUGAAAGGAUACUGCUCAUCUUGUUUCGAUCAAUUUGUGAGGAACGUAGUGAAAGCGAUCACGAGCAUUAAGAACCCGUCAACAAAUAGAGGUUAG